AGCAAGGGGAAAGUUAUGCAAUGCCAUGCAUAAAAACCUCCACCUUCCAAAGGAGGCUGAUCCCUGAACACGCACAUGAUUUGGCUGCUCGCCUCAGGGAGAUUGAAGAGUUCAGACCUGCCAGACAAACAAGUAAGUUUUCUCUCUUUUGGUCGUGAUCAUCUCAUCUGCGCUGCGCUACCUCCUUAAUUGAGUGGGAGGGCGCUUGGUGGGAAUCAUUUAACCCUUGGAGGAUCUUGGGCUACAUACCACCCCACCCACCCCCAAAAAGUUCUAGUACAAAAGAACUGGUGUUGAACGAAUUGGGACAUGAAGGCAUGUAAUGUGAUCCUUCGGCAUUACUAAAGGAAAAAAAAUCUGUUUUUUAGUAGGCUAAGAACUGCUGCAAAGUUUCUCAGCUUGAUUUUCCCCAGAUUUGUCUUUCAGUUUCUCAUUCUGACAACUGCAGUGUUAGUUAAUAAUAAAUAGGGGGGUGGGGAGGUUGGAUUAGAGUUGAACCACUAAAAGCAAGGGACUUGAGUCUAAAUGAAAUCUUUUUGAUUCUAAUGGGUAGGGUUUAAGUAUUUAUUACUAUUUGUAACUUGCCUUUCUAUCCAUAACUGAAACUUGCCUGGGUUUCAUGAAGGAAAUAGAGUAGUGCUCUGGGCGCCAUUCCAGGUGUGGUGGCUUCUUCUGAAGGCUUUGAUAGUUGGUCCUUACAUACCUCAGAAAAUCGUGUUUCCCAGAUCAAGUUGCUGACUCCCCAUAUAAACAUGUUUUCAGGAGCUAAGUUCCACCUGUAGCUAUAUCUGUAAUCUGAGGAGAAGUUGGAGAUGCCAAGAAAAAAGAGGACUUCUUGGUUGUGGUUUAUCAUUUAUCCUUCUUGGAAAAGUUUGCCUGAUGCCAACAGUGCCAUCUUUUGGCAGAAGUUAAGAUGUUCUUUAAAAUCUCUCUCUCUCUCCUGGGUUUUAACAAUGCAUAAGGAUGUAUACAUCCUCUGCCUAUGGAAGUUCCAUUAAGCUAUUCCUACUGAUAGCCAAUAUUAGACCUUAUCUCCUGCAUGGAUUUACCUCAUCUUGUGAAAGGGAGUUGUUCUGGAAAACAAUCGAAACUUGCCAAGUUUACCCGAAAUAGGAUAUGGUUCAUGUUUGUCCCCUUGGCAAUCAGAUAUGAAGUCAUUUUAAAAAGUGAAAUCAGAGACUCAUAGAAUGUAGAGAUCAAUGGGCCCUGGAGGUUAUAUGGGAGGGCUGGGGGGUGAGGACAGAAUGACGUAAACAGCAUCGUGCCAUUGUGAGGUUCCCCUGGCCCCUUUCAUAUCUAUCUAUCUAUCUAUCUAUCUAUCUAUCUAUCUAUCUAUCUAUCUAUCUAUCUUAUUAAUUAAAUUUAUAUGGCUGCCCAUCUCACUGGAAGUGACUCUGGGUGGCAUACAAUAAUCAAAUAAAACAAUGCAUAUAUAAAAACAAUUAUAUAAAAAUAUUAAAAAUCCCUAUUAAAAAGUAAAUACUAUUAAAAUUAAAAUAUACACACCCCAGGCAUGGAGAGAGUGAGUCUAUCCACCUCAGUAGUGGAGCCAUCUAAGCAUGUCUUUGGUUCCCUGGGACCCCCAGGCCUUGAGGGUGAUAUAACCAGGUCUUGAGGGUCUUCCAGAACAUCAAGAAGGAUGGUGCCAACCUUUGUAUGGACAUAGCAACAUCAUACAUGCCUAUAAAAGGGACGGAACUUGUGGUGCAAAAAUGUGAUGCUCCUUUUGUCAUUUCAACAAAAAUAGCAAGAUCUUGCAGACAACCACAGAAGUUAUCCAGACCAUUGUCCUCUGUCCACUGAAAGAUUUCCAGAGCAGGAGAUUCCUUUGACAUACAGCUGCCCACCACCAAGGUCCUUCUGUGGGACUUUUCCAGGUUUUGGAGCAGCCAGAGAAUUAUAGAAUCAUAGAGGUGGAAAGGACCACAAAGAUUAUCAGGUCCAACCCUCAAAGCUUCUGAGUGAUGGACAGAUGAGUAAUGGAAAAUAACAACAGCAAUAGAACCUUCUAACAUCUCCAAGAAGCUCUGAAACACCAUCAAGAAAAAUCUGAAGGAGUUUCCCAAGAAAUAAGUCUAGAAGAUCAACUCCAUGGAUGGAAAAAUGGCCGCACAGCAAGCAAAAGAAAACCCAUUUGCCUUGGAUAAAACCCUUGGAUCACAUCCUACGAAGGCUACGUCUCUCUCUAUUUCAAAGCUAAAGAUAUUUCUUGGAGCUCUGGCAUUUUCUUUUUUUGCCAAAGCUUUCUCAGGAAGCUACAUGAAGAGCAUGAUGACUCAGAUUGAGCGGAGAUUCGAGAUCUCAUCGUCUGUGGUUGGCUUGAUUGAUGGGAGCUUUGAGAUAGGAAACUUAUUGGUGAUGGUUCUGGUGAGUUAUCUUGGACCAAAAGUUCACCGUCCAAAGGUGAUUGCAGCAGGUUGUCUGAUCAUGAGCUUUGGAUCCUUUGUAUCGAUGAUGCCACACUUCAUCAUGGGACAUUACAAUUACAAAAGUAUUGCAGUUUCCUUGGCCAAUUCAUCUGCAAGCGUUUCAGCCUGUGCGUCAGCAUCUCCCCAUCACUACGCUCUUGCCGAAAGUUCCCGAAACACAACUGCUGUUGAAUGUGAAAAAAUGACAAGUUCCUACCUAUGGGUCUUUGUGCUUGCUGGGAACCUUCUACGUGGAAUUGGGGAAGCACCUAUCAUGCCCUUGGGAAUGUCUUACAUCGAUGAUUUUGCCACAGAAGAAAACUCUGCCUUUUACAUAGGAACUGUACGGUCAUCAGGGAUGUUUGGACCAACUCUUGGCUUCCUGCUUGGAGCUUUUUGUGCUAAUCUGUGGGUUGACAUCGGAGCGGUAGAUACUGAUACACUGACCAUCAAUUCCAAGGACACACGGUGGGUCGGCGCAUGGUGGCUUGGGAUGUUGAUCUGCGGAACAACCAGUUUUAUGUCAUCUCUCCCUUUCUGGUUCCUGCCUCACUCUUUGCCGCAAGAAGGAGAACAAGUGGUUAAGUCAAAUGAAGUUGAUGGAAUCCCUCAAGACAGCCAGAGCAAAAUGGAAGCCCACAAACCCCCACGGCUGAAGGUUUCAGAAGUGGCAAAAGAUUUCUUUCCUACUUUGAAAAAGCUAUUGGGAAAUUCCAUCUUCCUCACCUAUUUGCUCCUCACAAUCCUCCAGUACAAUUCUCUGGUUGGCAUGGUAACCUUUGAAUCGAAGUUUAUGGAGCAGCAGUUCAACAUAUCUGUUUCAAGAGCCAUCUUUCUUAUUGGUGUGAUCAUUUUACCUAUUACCAUUGUGGGGAUGUUCUUGGGAGGUUUUCUCAUCAAGAGGUUCAAACUGCACAUUGCAGGCAUGGCGAAGUUUGCCUGUAUCACCUUUGUGACAGCCUUCCUGUUAAAUCUCUUUUACUUUGGUGUCAGUUGCCAAGUGCUUCAAGUGGCCGGUUUGACUGUCAACUACUCUGGCAUAAAAGAAGCAUCCUUCUCCAGAGGGAAGAUGUUGCCUGCCUGCAACUCUGACUGUGGCUGUGAAGAGAACCACUGGGAUCCAGUCUGUGGAGGCAAUGGUAUCACCUACAUGAACCCAUGUUUAGCUGGCUGCAAAGCUUCCGUGGGAAGUGGAAAGGAUUUGGUAUUUCAAAACUGCAGUUGUGUAGGAGUUUCGGGAAGUGGUAAUUUUUCUGCAGUUUUGGGUCAAUGUCCGAGGGAUAACUGUACAAAAGAAUUCCCUUACUUUUUAGUGUUGUUGUCCAUCCUUGCAUUUAUCUUAUCUUUGGGAGGAACACCGACAUAUAUGAUUAUGUUUAGAUCAGUUUCACCAGAUCUGAAAUCUUUUGCUGUUGGCAUUGAAGCUUUAUGUGGAAGGAUACUUGGAGGACUUCCGGCACCAAUUUACUUUGGAGCGUUGAUUGAUCAGACCUGCUUGAAAUGGGGUGUGAAAAUCUGUGGUGGAUCUGGGGCUUGCAGGGUAUAUAAUACCGAAGCAUUCAGGAAUGUCUACCUUGGGGUCAUUACUGCACUAAGAUUUGGAAGCUGCCUUCUUUAUAUCAUCCUUUGCAUUUUAAUCAUGAAGCGUUGCAGGCAAGGCAAUCAAAUGACGAAGGCAACCAAAAAUGCAGAAAUCCCUGACAUUAAGUUGUCCAAUAUCAGUCCAAAGACAGAAGUGUCCUGUUGCCAAGAGAUGCAAGUCACUGGAGACAAUCCCUUGUGAAAAGGUCAAGGAAUAUGAUCGUGGAUGCUCAUGCACACAGGGCUGCAAAUUGUGGACUCAUCACAAGUAAACUGUGCAGCUCCUAACUAUACUACUCCUUGACCAAGCCAAAGCUCUUCCAGUCACUGGGGCUAGACAUUGACAUUAGUAUCAACCGCUGGUUCAAAAAGAAGCAAUCUGGAACCCAGUCUAAGUUCAAGAAAGUCUUGGAUCCUGAGCAAGGUAUUUGGGGAACUCUCACUAAUGGCCCAACUGCGAUUGUGGAAUAACUCCUGGAUGAAUAUGUGGUAGUCUCAGGAGUUCCUAAAUACUGGUGCCUGUUAAACUAUGCAGUGCCAUGUCAAGCCUGGCACAAGGUCAUGGAAGUUGGAAAAGGAAGAUCUGGUUUUGGGACACAAAAUGAGAACUAUGUGUUGUGUCAUACUGAAAAAACAGAGGAGAUACUUUUGUUGAUUUAAACAACUCCUCCUCCUACUCCUCUCCAAUGCUCUGUUGUCAAGAAACUCUUCUCUUUACUUCUGCAUAAUUUUCUUCCCUUCUGGUUUGGGAUCUCUCUACACAACGUUUACACAAAUAAGGUUCUUUUGCUAAUUUAGUUUCUCAGAACAAGCAUCUUGCAAACUGAUGACUAUUGCAGUGUGGAGAUGGUCAAAGUGUGUGGUUAAUAAGUUGCAAAGGUGCCACAACAGCACUUGACACUAAGAGCCAUGCAUUUCUCUCAAGAGAUGAUGACUGCCACACACAGCAGAUAUCCCUGAGUAACUGAACUCUGGUUUCCUCAAUUAAGCCAAUAUUCUGGGUUAGCUUGACUGAACCAUAAGCUAAACUUUCCACAUUGGCCAGAUUCAUACAACAAAAUAAGCCAUAAACUAACCAAACACAUUUUAGAUUAGAGCACUGUGUAAAUACAGUCCUGAAAAGGUGCCUUCUGAUGCUUUGGGUUUUUACGCCAUCAUUGUUUAGCUGUCUGAUGAGUUUGCAGCCCUGUUUUCACCUUUUUCAAUGAGUAAGUUGGAGAGACUUCAGGUGUGUUUACACAGCACAUUUAUCCAUGGUUUACAAACCAGUUUAAUUCCAGGCUGCUGUACAGAAAUGAAUGUGUAAAUUAUAAACUAUCCUCCUAUCCUGGUUUCACACAAUAGUUUGUGGUUCAUAUGAACACUGCCAUAGAUAGAAGAAAGAUUUGGGGAAACUGUUUGUACCAGAAGAAUUGAGAAUCCAAGAUGGCAGAUUACCUCAACAUCCUUUGCUAAUGGAUCUGUUUCAAAAACUGAUGAAGAACUUCUCAAAGAGUAAUUUUAACCAGCUCUGAUUUACUGGUUUGACUUUUUUUCCCUUGACAUUUUCAGCAGUGAUAAUUUGAUCUCAUUAUAGUGAUGAGAAAUCAUACCUUUUAAAAAAGAAAAUUACCUCAUGCCAUAUAAUUGUGAAUUGUGGGAAUGGCUAUGCUUUUUCCUCCUUCCCUCUGCCAAGAAAUACUUUCAUUUCCUGAUAAAUUACUACAACGUGCUAAAAGCCCUCAAAUAGAGUAGCUUUUAAAUACAAGAAGGGCCACCUUUUAGGUACUUUUAUUUCUUCUUUGUUAAUUGGGGGGUGGGUGGGUUAGGAAGUCCCUCGUCUCUUUUUUUAGGAAAAACAUUCAAAUAUUGAAAGGAAUGCCCCAUCAACUGGCAAGAUCAUUCUGUAGCUUUGGAAGAAAGUAGAUAGACUUUACUUAUAAGAUAAUGCUUAGAGAUGGGUUUCAAGCAUUCUCCCUGAUGCCAUAUGUUUGUCACACCAUUUUUUCAACCUUACUAAUUACUAAGUCUGUCCCUGGACUUGAAACUCUCACAUAAAAGCCCAUUGGGGCAAGUUUUUAUUCAUCAACUGGCAACAGCGAUGGGAGAUCCGUGGUCUUCUAGAGAUGCUGCUGGACUACAAUGCUCAUCAGCUCCCAGAUAGCCAAGAUGAAUGGUGUUAUAGUCCAACAGGAUUUAGAAGGUCCCAGGUUCUCCAGCUCUGUAUUAUUCCCACUUUAAUCCAUUCCAACAAAGCUUGUGAAAAAGGUGAAAGGUCCCCUGUGCAAGCACCGAGUCACGUCUGACCCUUUGGGGAGACACCACUUUUGCGACGUUUUCUUGGCAGACUAUAGAGCGGGGUGGUUUGCCAUUGCCUUCCCCAGUCAUCACCUUCCCCAGCAAGCUGGUACUCAUUUUACCUACCUCGGAAGGCUGAGUCAACCUGAGCCGGCUACCUGAGAAUCCAGCUUCUGCUGGGAGAAAACUCGGGUUGUGGGGAGAGUUUUGGUUGCAAUACUGCCACUAGCUUAUGAACAAUAUAUACCCGGCUCUGCCAUCUCCAUUGUGAUGUGUUUCAGAUGCAUUGGAUUUCAACCUUCAAUUCCAGCUGGAGGUCUGGGAGCUUGAAUAUAAGAUACCUGGAGAACACUGGAUUAGAGAAGACUGAUCUGGUUUUUCUGGGUCACAAAAUUCAAUCACUUAACUUACAAUCGAGAAACAACUACGGAGAACAGAGUCUGAAUUUGGGGUCUCCUGUAUUGAAAACAUAUUCCCUUCCUCAUAUAGGACAACAUUUAUAGAAGUCUCACUCCCAGGGAGAUGUCUACUGCAGCACUUGGUCAACCCAUCUUGGAGAAAUCCUGACAUGACCACAGCUUCCUUGAUACUUAAUCAUGUGCAAAUGAUUCCCAUUUGAAACUGCACAGAAUUUGCACUUGAGUCCCCUGUGUGGAAAAUAGAAUCAGAGAAAUGGCACCCAUGUUCCCCGUGGUUUCUUUUGAUCUCUGAUUGCACUCAAACUUCUACGGAGACCUCCACCAAUUCUCUUAAUCAGCUGGAGAGGGAUCCUGAGAACCUUUGCAAACCAAAAAUGGGUAAAAUAUACCUUAGAGUUUUAACAAUGCAAAAUAUGUCUACCAGAAUCUUAAUUUUUGUAUAGAUAUGUGUGUGUUGCCUUAAAGGCA
Candoia aspera is the source of this 7153-nucleotide messenger RNA. RefSeq names its product solute carrier organic anion transporter family member 1C1-like. Gene Ontology annotation, biological process: sodium-independent organic anion transport; transmembrane transport; bile acid and bile salt transport. The transcript is spliced from 15 exons. Gene Ontology annotation, cellular component: plasma membrane. Bases 2092 to 4191 code for a protein of 699 amino acids. NCBI's taxonomy places the organism in Eukaryota, Metazoa, Chordata, Lepidosauria, Squamata, Candoiidae. Gene Ontology annotation, molecular function: bile acid transmembrane transporter activity; protein binding. The record is from RefSeq and is a predicted model, not a curated record.